AUGGAGAGGAGGAAGAGGAACGGCCCACCGUGCGUGAGCAGGCCGAGGCAGCGCCGCCGGUUCUCGACGGUCUCGCUGCUGCUGCUCCGCCUCCGCGAGGUGGUCUUCAGGCUGAUCGCGCCGCCGCAGGCCAUCCCCAACCCCACCGCGCCGAGGCAAGCGGAGAGGCCGCCGGAGGGGCACCACCGGACUGACCCCUGCCGCAGCGAGGGCGUCGAGGACUGCAUAGAGUUCUUCAAGAGGUCGUCGGCGGGGGAGGAGACCGGCGGGGAGGCCGCCGUCGCUGCGGCGGCGCCGCCGCAGCCUUGCCGUCUAUGA
This is a messenger RNA of Spirodela intermedia, 318 nucleotides long. Lineage: Eukaryota; Viridiplantae; Streptophyta; Magnoliopsida; Alismatales; Araceae. The record is from the annotation of a GenBank genome assembly.